AUGGCUUCGAAGGUCUCCUGUUUAUACGUUUUGACCGUGGUGUGCUGGGCCAGCGCUCUCUGGUACUUGAGUAUAACUCGACCUACUUCCUCCUACACUGGCUCCAAGCCAUUCAGCCAUCUGACGGUUGCAAGGAAAAACUUCACCUUUGGCAACAUAAGAACUCGACCUAUAAACCCCCAUUCUUUUGAAUUUCUGAUAAAUGAGCCCAACAAAUGUGAGAAAAACAUUCCUUUCCUCGUCAUCCUCAUCAGCACCACCCACAAAGAGUUCGAUGCCCGCCAGGCGAUCCGGGAGACCUGGGGGGACGAGAACAACUUCAAAGGGAUCAAGAUAGCCACCCUGUUCCUCCUGGGCAAGAACGCCGAUCCUGUUCUCAACCAGAUGGUGGAGCAAGAGAGCCAAAUCUUUCACGACAUCAUCGUGGAGGACUUCAUUGAUUCCUACCAUAACCUUACCCUCAAAACCUUGAUGGGGAUGAGAUGGGUGGCCACUUUUUGUUCGAAAGCCAAGUAUGUCAUGAAAACAGACAGUGACAUUUUUGUCAACAUGGACAACCUUAUUUACAAACUAUUAAAACCCUCCACCAAGCCACGAAGAAGGUAUUUUACUGGCUAUGUCAUCAAUGGAGGGCCCAUCCGAGAUGUCCGCAGUAAGUGGUAUAUGCCCAGGGAUUUGUACCCUGACAGCAACUACCCGCCCUUCUGUUCGGGGACCGGCUAUAUCUUUUCAGCUGAUGUGGCUGAGCUCAUUUACAAGACCUCACUCCACACCAGGCUGCUUCACCUGGAGGAUGUGUAUGUGGGACUGUGUCUUCGAAAGCUGGGCAUCCAUCCUUUCCAGAACAGUGGCUUCAAUCACUGGAAAAUGGCCUAUAGUUUGUGUAGGUACCGCCGAGUGAUCACCGUGCAUCAGAUCUCUCCAGAGGAAAUGCACAGAAUCUGGAAUGACAUGUCAAGCAAGAAACAUCUCAGAUGUUAG
This is a messenger RNA of Budorcas taxicolor (takin), 981 nucleotides long. It is a transcript of the gene B3GALT1, whose product is annotated as beta-1,3-galactosyltransferase 1. Gene Ontology annotation, molecular function: N-acetyl-beta-D-glucosaminide beta-(1,3)-galactosyltransferase activity. NCBI's taxonomy places the organism in Eukaryota, Metazoa, Chordata, Mammalia, Artiodactyla, Bovidae. The transcript has a single exon. Gene Ontology annotation, cellular component: membrane. The coding region runs from base 1 to 981 and encodes 326 amino acids. The record is from RefSeq and is a predicted model, not a curated record.